AUGGAAACUCCGGCAGAAGAUCCGCCACCAAUUGUGCAUCUAUCCCGACAAGAAAUGGAUACUCCCAUGACCGGUCGAGAGGGCACGGUACAAUUGACACGACGGGAACUGCAACAGAUGAUGGAAGAGGCGGGGAGAAAAGCCCUGGUGGCCUACGAGCGAAGAACGGCAACUCCAUUAGAAAGAGAAGUGGCAGGAAAAAGGCUGUUUCAAGAAGGAGAAGAUGCCCGAGAUAAUGAAGGAAUGAGUCGACCGGGAGCAAAUCGGAAGGGUCCCUUGCCUUCAGAUGUAGGGUCCAGUAGCAGGGCUCCAAGUCGUCCUAGAGGACCAGCUAUAUCUCGAGCAGAGGUAGACAAUGUUAGUAAACAGAUAGCUUUGCUAGGGAAGCAAAUUGACGAACUUAAAAAGAGAGGAGAGAUAGUGGCACAUCAUCGGAAUUCACCUUUCGCCAAUCAGAUCCUCAUUGAAACUGUAAAUCCCGGUUUUAGGAUGCCGGACCUCCCAAAAUAUGAUGGAACACGGGAUCCACAAGAACAUAUAGCCGCUUUUGACAUGGUAAUGAAUUUAUACGGGCAGGCAAGUUCCAUAGUUGCUAAACUAUUCGUUACUACAUUGACAGGGAAAGCUCAAGAAUGGUUUACGAAUUUGCCGCCUGGUAGUAUAGAGUCAUAUGAGCAUUUGGUGCAGAAAUUCGCAUUCCAUUUUGCUUCCAAGAAAAAGCAGAAGAGAUCGGCCACGCAUUUAUUUACCAUCCGUCAAGGAGAGAAUGAAAGUCUGAAAAAUUUUAUGGGACGUUUUAAUAACAAAACGUUGGAGGUGCAGGAUCUCAGGAUAGACAUGAUGACUAGUAUCUUAAUCCAUGGAUUGAAGAAAGGAGUUUUUGCAUCGGCUUUAGCACGGGACCCGCCCGUAGAUACAGAGCAGUUGAUGGCAAUGGCACAAAAAUAUAUUGAUGAAGAGGAGAUGAAUGCAAUGAAGGAUGAGGAGUGGAGAGUUACAACAGAACGGGCAAGAGAUGGAAGAUUCGCUAGAGAUCGGGAUAUGCGACCAAAAAAGGAGAGGGAAAAGGAACCACCUUACCAGCCGAAAUAUAGCAGGUAUACUCCUUUAAAUAUGACCAGGGCCAAAGCUCUCAUGAUGGUAGAAAAAGAUAAGAUAUUGAUGUGGCCGAAGCAUACAAGGGUUACUCCAGCCAAAAGAAACUCGAACAAGUACUGUCGGUUUCAUCGAGAGAGAGGGCAUGAUACAGAGGAGUGCUAUCAACUGAAAGAUGAGAUAGAGCGAUUGGUGCGACAAGGGUAUUUUCGGAGGCAGAACCCCCAUAAUUUUGAAAGGAGACAUGAUCGCAGAGGCAGAUCGAGAAGUAGAGAUCACAGGCCAAAUUGGGCAGAAGAUCGAAGGAACCAGACGGUGGCGGAGAACGCGCCUGUGAAAGGCAUCAUCCAUACAAUUGCUGGAGGAUCAGAGGGAUGGUCGAGAAGAGCUAGAAGGAGAUUUGAGAGAGAGACUAGGUGGGAGCGACGUAAGCAAGGGGUACACACGACAAGCAACCCCGAGAUCGUGUUUGGAGAUCAAGAUGCUGGGACCAGGAUCGUGACAGAUAAUGAUCCAAUGGUGAUACGAAUGGACAUAGCAAAUUUUACAGUCCACAAGGUCUUGAUAGACAACGGGAGUUCAGCAGAUAUAAUAUUUAAGGAAGUGUUGAAUAAGAUGGGACUUGAUAAUAUAAGGCUGGAACCAGUAAACAUUCCCUUGGUAGGAUUCGGAGGAAGCGAGGUCGCAUCACUUGGGACAGUGGAGUUACCUGUAUCCUUGGGAGAAGAACCAAAACGCAAAACAUUGAUGGUAAAAUUUUUAGUUGUUGACAUGCCUUUUGCUUACAAUGUUAUCCUGGGGAGACCUGGGCUUAACUCUUUCAGGGCGGUGGUAUCAACGUAUCACCUCAAGAUGAAGUUCCCCACUGUAUCCGGAAUAGGGGAGGUCGUGUGCGAUCAGAUCGAAGCCAAAAGGUGUUAUAAUUUAUCUCUGGGAAAGAAUGAGAAAAAUGAAUGA
Molecule: messenger RNA, 2052 nt
Organism: Sesamum indicum (sesame)
Lineage: Eukaryota; Viridiplantae; Streptophyta; Magnoliopsida; Lamiales; Pedaliaceae
Source: RefSeq, a predicted model, not a curated record